GGGGGGGGGGGGCAGGAUGUCACUCUGACGUAGUAGCAACAGCCAAAAGGAAGUGAGUUGGAGUGGUGGUGCUGCGCAGUAAGAUAUGAGCAGCAGCUGAGCUACAACGGAGAGGGGGCAGCCGCACGGUAAUGGCUUCAACUGUGGGUGUAGUUUUGUGUGGUCCAAGUUCUUCUCUCAGGAGCCAAGAAGGAGUCGGUGUGUUGGUUGGUUGUUGGGGUUUAGUAGCUGGAGAAAUCCGUCGUGUGUGUUUGUGUGUGUGUGUGACUGUGUAUGUGACUGUGGGUGCCAUCACAUAAUUUUGCUUUCAUGUACAAGGGAUGUCGUCGUGAAUCUUGCGUAGGAGGAAUAUCAUGCAAGGUGGACGUUUUUCUAGUGGCCGGUGGUGACCCGCCAUUGGAAGAAUAAAGAAACGACGGUGGUCCAAGAAGAAGAAGAAUUUCCUCCGGGUCAAAAGGGACGUUGUUGCCACCAUCAUUUUUUCGUUCCAUGACGUAAGAGGAAGAAACGGAAUGUCGGUUCCUUCGUCUUCUCAUUGGCGUUAAUUUGAAGAAAAAAAGAAUUUCGAUUUUCUUCGUCUGUGUGUUGCACACACACACACUACAACUGGGCCCUCUUCAAGGACGUCAUAGGCAAAACCCCCGCCCUUCUUUCGGCCCACACCUCCCCCCAUUGCUACCCCCCCGUCCGCCACCACCCGAAAAGUGUGUCGUCGAUCGAUUCCGUUCUCGUGUGCGCGCUCCGCCGCCGCCGCCAUCAGAGUAUAUAGCUCACACAGUUCUCUCUCUCUCUCUACUAUCUUUUUCUCUCUCAAUCCCGAUGAUUGUCUCUGUCGUGUGCGACCUCUGUAACAAUAUCGUCAUACUUAACUGGCUAUGCUGAUCUGCGCCAUGCCCUACCGACACGGUGUCGAUACUGGGGCUGUGAGUGUCCUCUCUCUCAUUACGGUUCCCGUUUCGAUUCCGGUUAACCUGCCACCUCAGUUGAAUUCGUUGUAUUCAGCUGCUGCUGCGGCCGCGGCAGCAGCGGCCGUGGCGGCCCACGGACCCGGCAAUCACGGUCCAAUGCCUCCUCUUUGCACGAGCGCCAGUGGUGGGGGUAGUGGCAGUAACGGCGGCGGAGGAGGAGGAGGAGGCCCGCAUCAUCACAUGUCUCAGAAUCCCAAUUGCCAUCAGCAAGUCCAUCAUCAAGCCGCCCUUUACGGCUGCACUGGCGGCCACCAGCACCACCUGCCGGCCUCUACGCAACUCCACCAGCUGGCCUCGUGCUUGCCUCCUCCUCCGCCUCCUGCUCCGCACCAGCAUCAUCAACACCACCCGCACCAUCACCCCUACACACCCAUUUACCAUCCGCACCACCACCAUCACCAUCCGCACCACCACCACCAUCACCAUCAUCAGCUGGCCGGCCAUCCUUUGGCCGGUCCCUCACAGGGCCAUCAACCUUUGCAGGUUACCUCGCUUGGCGUAGGUAUCGGCGUAGGCGUCGGUGUAGGUGUCGGCGUCGGAAUGGUCCAGCCGGCCCACAACCAACCGCCCUUUGCUCACGUCCCUCCGCCAACCUUGCUCCAGCAGCGGACAGCCGAGUCCGACUAUCGACGAGCUGCCGCCGCCGCCAUCGCUGCUGCAGUCGGUCCAUCCCCUUACUCUCACCCCGGAUCCUAUAGCACUAUGCCUAUCAAUCCUGCAGCUUCCUCUUCAUCUUCCUCGUCAUCCACCUCCUCUUACGGCCACGUCCGCCAGCAGCAACAGCAACAACAACAACAGCAACUCUCCCUCCAUCACCAACAAUCCCUGUCGUCAUUGGCCUCCAGCGGAGGAGGACGACUAUCGCUCAACAACCAAGGAGGGUACACGAUUACGAGCCAUUCGAAUCCAGCUGCCAAUCAAAACCAUCCAGGUCUCAAUCAACUGCAAGGCCAUCCGUUCUUCGUCCAUGACGGAAUCCUCCACUCUCACCAUCACCACCACCACCAUCAGCAGCAGCAGCAGCAGCAACAACAACAGCAGCAGCAGCAACAACGCUUACGAAGGAGCCGUCAAAAUAACAACAAUAAUAACAACAACAAUAACGGAAUGAUGGCCGCUGGCAGCAGCAAUUCCGGCUCGGGUGCCGGUCCGUCUUCAUUAGGAGCCUCGUCUUCAGCUUCCUCCAACGUAUCCAUCGCUGCAGCCGCCGCGGCUAAUGCGGCUACAGUUGCAUCCAUGUCGGCAGCCGCUGCAGCUGCAGCUGCCAGAAGAGCCUGGCGUACCGGACCCGUCCCGCAACAGUACCCUGGAUUCCUCCUUUCAUUCUUGGCAAUGCUGUCUAAUCCGCCGAUGAGUUAUGGGCCCGAUUUGGGGGCAGCGUCCGCUGAUCCUGUCGAGACGGAAAACUACGAAGCUCUUCUCAAUCUGGCCGAACGCUUGGGUGAAGCCAAACCUCGAGGAUUGGCGCGUACGCAGAUCGAUCAACUGCCGUCGUAUCGAUUUUCUGGCGAGAUCGAAGAAGGUGGCCAGAGCACUUGCGUCAUUUGCAUGUGCGAAUUCGAAACUCGUCAGACGCUUCGCGUUCUCCCCUGUAGCCACGAAUAUCACGCCAAAUGCAUCGACAAAUGGCUCAAGUCGAAUCGUACCUGCCCCAUUUGUCGUGGAGAUGCAUCGGAAUUCUUUCACAGCCUGGAAUAGAAUGUAGCAGCACCAUGUCUCAACACACAGGAUGAUUUUUGUUUUUUCUUCGUCUUUUUAUCUGUCCUGGGCGCCAUUGACCCUCCCUGGAAGAGCGGAGGGCUCCCACACACACACAAUCUUCACCACCACCACCACACACUUUGGCUUUAGUGUCCUCCCCAAAACAAAGCAAUCUUCCAUAGCUUCCUUCUUUAUUUUUUGAUUAUUAUUAUUUUUUUUUUCCGAAAAUUGAUAUUUUUUCGUCUCUUGCAAUCGCACUUGACCCUCCCCUACCCCACAAAAAAAAAAACAAAAAAAAAAAAAGAAAAACAAGAAAACAAACAAAAAACGAUGUGUCGUGGCGUGUGUAACCCGUCGAUCCUUUUUUAGGUUGGAGCUUUCAACCCUUAUCUGGGAAAAAAUGGAAAAAGAAAAUCUUCUCUCAUUCUGCCGGAUGUUGUUUGUCCCCUCGUAGGCGAGCUUGUUGAUCUCAAUGUUUUCUUUGAAAUGAUUCUGCUGCUCCAUCAUCUCUUACCAAACGCCCCUGGAAAAAACCUCCCGCCAUAUUAUUAAUGAAUAAUGUCACUUUUUGAAAAAAGUAGAAAAGUCUUUAAAGAAGAGAAACCACCACUUUACUCCUCGUACGUAGGCAUUCCGUCACUUACCCCCUCGAAUCCAUCUGGCUCCAGCACGCGCUAUAUAUUUUCUUUCUUUAUUUUCCAUCCAUCUCGUCACCUUCAUCUUCUCCGUUUGUUUUUUCUUUCUUCUCAACGUUACGUGAGAAUGACUGGUCGCUGUGAUAGAUAUUUGCCAUCUAGCGUCUGGGCUUGCAGUUUAUUUGAGGGAUUAGAACAGCCAGUUUGCUAAAUUUUUUUUUGUUUUUCCUUCAAUGAUUGAUGAUUCGAUUCAUAAAUCAAACACGCCACUCGCUGCAUUUGUUUGGUGUGUUUUAUGUUUCUUUAACUGUGACACAAAAUAGUUUCUUUACCACCGAUUCAUCACGUUUUUUUGGGGGGCAGUUAACAUUUGUUUUCUUCUUCAGUUCGAAUUAUUUUUGAAUUCCCGCAUACGCCACAUGCGCUGAUCCAUGUUUCUAUAUAGACAAAAUCGGGUACCGUACACAUCAUAUUGGUUCGCUUGUUAUACAUAUACCUCCCCCCCCCCCUCAAUAUCCCUCUUUAGACGCCAUUCUCCUCCCCCCCCCCCCC
Molecule: messenger RNA, 3856 nt
Organism: Daphnia pulicaria
Lineage: Eukaryota; Metazoa; Arthropoda; Branchiopoda; Diplostraca; Daphniidae
Product: protein lozenge-like
Exons: 5
Coding region: 876-2666 (596 amino acids)
Source: RefSeq, a predicted model, not a curated record